Lotus japonicus is the source of this 967-nucleotide messenger RNA. RefSeq names its product ATP synthase subunit delta, chloroplastic. Gene Ontology annotation, biological process: proton motive force-driven ATP synthesis; photosynthetic electron transport in photosystem II; photosynthetic electron transport in photosystem I. NCBI's taxonomy places the organism in Eukaryota, Viridiplantae, Streptophyta, Magnoliopsida, Fabales, Fabaceae. The record is from RefSeq and is a predicted model, not a curated record. The transcript has a single exon. Gene Ontology annotation, cellular component: chloroplast thylakoid membrane. The coding region runs from base 78 to 800 and encodes 240 amino acids. Gene Ontology annotation, molecular function: proton-transporting ATP synthase activity, rotational mechanism.
GAAACUUAUCCUCUCAUUUGCAUCUUCCACAAAAGCCAAUACCUAAAAACUUGUCCAUCUUCUCUUCUCUUUCUUCCAUGGAUCCUUUGACAACCUCUGUUUCUUCAACCCUCAAAAUCUCACCAUUUCCACCAACAAACCGUGAGUUCUAUUACUUCACAAGAACUCCCUAUGCACCACCCACCCGUCCUCCACAACACCAUGUCUCCUCCGCUCCCACCGUUCACAACUUGAUCCCCAAAAUCAAAACUCUAUCACACCACAAGUCUUCUUCUUCUCUAGCACCAUCCUCCUCAAACACCCCACCUCCCAAAAUCAAACCUUCACCUCCAAUAAUAUUCCACCGAAACCCUGCCACUGGUUAUGCAGCAGCUGUCAUAGACGUGGCUCAGAGCACCAACUCCCUUCACUCUGUUCAAAGGGAUGUUCAGAGGCUCUUGAAACUCCUCCAAACUGUGAACUUUGAAUCAUUUGUGGCUGACCCUUCAAGGAUUGAGGAGGUUAGAAGACAAGCUUUGAAGAGGGUGUUGGAGAAGGGAAAUUUCCACAGGCAUGUGGUUACCAUUUUGAAGAUGCUGCUGAAGAAGAACAAGUUGGGGAUUGUGCAACAAGUGUUGCAAGAGUUUGAAAGGAUCUAUGAUGAGCUUUGUGGGACUCAAGUGGUGUUGGUUUCAUCUGAGAAAAAAAUGGGGGAAGAUGAAUUGUUGGGGAUUGUUAAGAGCGUGCAGCAAAUGAGUGGAGCAGUGAGGGUGAAGGUAAAAAAUUUGGUUCCAGAGAGUUUGGCCUCUUUUGCUGUGUAAUGUGAAUUGUGUUGUGAAGUGAAAAUCACCCUUCAUCAGGAGAACUGUAAAAAUGUAACUUUACAAUUCAAUCGCAAUAUUCAAAGCUCUUAUUUUGGUUAUUUGAUUUCAUGUAAUGGAUUGGAUUUGUCCUCAUUAAUCAAAUAAAGACUUCAAUUAGCUGCAAA